AUCCUUUCCUCGUCCGUCUGUUCACGGGAGCCGGUCUUCCUCCCGUUUCUUCCUCGAGUUGGGCCGCUCUCCGCCUCUCCCCCACGGAGCAGCUGCCCCGCGGCCGCCGCCGCCACCGCCCCCAGGAGUCGGCUCCCGGCGCCCCGCGGCCGGCACCCCGCGGCCGUCGCCCCCAGGAUCCGUCGCCCCAAAGGAUCCGCCGCCCAAAGGAGCCGGCGCCGCCAGGAUCUGCCGCCCCAAGGAGCCGCCGCCCCUACCGCGCCGCCGUCGGCGAAGCGCGUCCUCCCCUCCUCUGCACGCCCGAUCCAGAGAUCUUUUGGGCCCGUAUUUGGGUUCUUCCUGAGGUGGUUGAUACCCCUUGAAGCAACCCAGGCAGCAGUGGGUGUAGUAGUCUGUCUCCUAGCACUGGAUGUACAGGGCACAGGAGCAGUACAAAAACAGGGGGUAACGGGAGUACCGUGAGAUAACGGAGGGACAGGAUAAGAGAUGCUGGCAGGGGCAUAAGCGUCCAUCCAAGUUAAAAAAAUGAGCUGCAGAUUUUGUGAACUGGUCAAAUGAGCUGAAAUGGCAUUAUAGCGUGAAGGACAACGUUGAUAAGGACAUUCCAGCGAAACCCACAAGUUCGAUGGCAUUCCAGUGAAACCCGCUUUCCAUAGGGGCAAAAUUCCAAUUUUCUCUUUUUGUGUACUCCGAGAACAAGUCCACCAAAAUUCCAAAACCCCACGUCGCAUCGCGCCGCCGCCAGUGCCGCUACUGCCGAGAAAUUUGCGGCGAUGGCCAUGGCCCGGCGUUCAGCCUCCCAUCUCCUCUCCUCCUUCCGCCCUUUCUCCCUCCUCCUCCAGCCGCCCCUCGCUGAUGCCCCUUCGCCGGCGGCCGCGGCCGCGGUGGCCUCGGCUCGGCGUGCGCUGUCGUCGGCGUCGGCCCUGCGGGCGCGGGACGAGAAGGACGCGGCGCAGUGGCGGGAGUCGAUGGACCGGAUGCGGAACAUCGGCAUCUCCGCGCACAUCGACUCCGGGAAGACGACGCUGACAGAGCGGGUCCUCUACUACACCGGCCGGAUCCACGAGAUCCACGAGGUUCGCGGGCGCGACGGUGUUGGUGCCAAGAUGGAUUCCAUGGACCUCGAGCGCGAAAAGGGAAUCACCAUCCAGUCCGCUGCCACCUACUGCACCUGGAAUGGGUACCAGGUUAAUAUUAUUGAUACUCCAGGUCACGUGGAUUUCACCAUUGAGGUUGAAAGGGCACUCCGUGUUCUUGAUGGUGCUAUGCUUGUGCUAUGUAGUGUUGGUGGCGUACAAAGUCAGUCGAUCACUGUUGAUAGGCAAAUGAGAAGAUAUGAAAUUCCAAGGGUUGCGUUCAUUAACAAGUUGGACCGUAUGGGAGCUGAUCCAUGGAAGGUUCUUAACCAGGCACGUUCCAAGCUCCGGCACUACAAUGCAGCUGUACAAGUACCCAUAGGAUUAGAAGAGGAGUUUGAGGGUCUUGUUGAUCUUGUAGAAAUGAAGGCUUAUAAGUUCGAGGGUUCUAGUGGCCAGAAUGUCACUGCAUAUGAUGUCCCAUCGAACAUGGCGGAUCUAGUCAAUGAGAAGCGACGUGAAGUUAUUGAAGUUGUUUCUGAAGUAGAUGAUCAGCUUGCUGAAGCUUUUCUCAAUGAUGAGCCAAUAACAGCUAAUCAGCUUAAGGCGGCUAUUCGAAGAGCAACAGUGGCACGAAAGUUCAUACCAGUUUACAUGGGAAGUGCAUUCAAAAAUAAGGGUGUUCAACUACUUCUUGAUGGUGUGCUGGACUAUCUACCAUGCCCAUUGGAGAUUGACAACUACGCCCUUGAUCAAAACAAAUCGGAAGAGAAGGUAUUAUUGGCUGGGACUCCAGCUGAGCCACUUGUGGCAUUAGCGUUUAAGCUAGAAGAAGGACGUUUUGGUCAGCUGACAUAUCUAAGAAUUUAUGAUGGUGUGAUACGGAAGGGUGACUUCAUAUACAAUGUCAAUACAGGGAAGAAAAUCAAAGUUCCUCGCUUGGUAAGGAUGCACUCCAAUGAGAUGGAGGAUAUUCAAGAAGCACAUGCUGGCCAAAUUGUUGCUGUUUUUGGUGUUGAUUGUGCAUCAGGCGAUACAUUUACAGAUGGAACAGUGAAAUAUACUAUGACUUCAAUGAAUGUCCCUGAACCUGUGAUGUCCUUGGCAGUUUCGCCUAUAUCUAAAGAUUCUGGAGGACAAUUUUCAAAAGCUCUUAAUCGCUUCCAAAAGGAGGAUCCUACUUUCCGUGUGGGUUUGGAUCCGGAGAGUGGCCAGACAAUUAUUUCAGGGAUGGGUGAGCUGCAUUUGGAUAUAUAUGUUGAACGUAUUAAGCGAGAGUACAAGGUGGAUGCGAAGGUAGGGAAACCUCGCGUUAACUUCAGGGAAACCAUCACUCAGCGCACCGAAUUUGAUUACUUGCACAAAAAGCAAUCUGGUGGUCAAGGUCAAUAUGGACGAGUUUGUGGGUACGUUGAACCUCUUCCAUCAGGUUCUGAUGGUAAAUUUGAAUUUGACAACAUGAUUAUCGGACAAGCAAUUCCUUCAAACUUUAUACCAGCAAUAGAGAAGGGUUUUAGGGAAGCUUGUAAUUCGGGUUCAUUGAUUGGGCAUCCUGUUGAAAAUAUUAGAAUUGUUUUGACUGAUGGGGCUUCACAUCAAGUGGAUUCCAGUGAACUUGCUUUUAAGCUAGCUGCUAUCUAUGCUUUUAGACAGUGUUACACUGCUGCCAAACCUGUAAUAUUAGAACCUGUGAUGAAGGUCGAACUGAAAUUUCCGACCGAGUUCCAGGGAACAGUAACUGGCGACAUGAACAAGAGAAAAGGGAUCAUAGUUGGAAAUGAGCAGGAAGGUGAUGACACAAUUGUAGUUUGCCAUGUUCCUCUAAACAAUAUGUUCGGAUAUGCAACAGCGAUUCGAUCAGUGACUCAGGGUAAAGGAGAAUUUACAAUGGAGUAUCUAGAGCACAAUAUUGUCUCGCAAGAUGUACAGAUGCAAUUAGUGAAUUCAUACAAGGCGGCCAUGGGCACAGAGUGAUUCUUCUGGACUACAGAGGAACAAAUUUUGUUUACAGUUUAUAUGUUAACUUGCAAUGAUUCAUACUAAAUGGUUUGAAGCAAAAAUACAAGUAUGCUGCUAUAGUCUGCAAUCCCUUGGUACAAUUAUACAAACAUCCAUUAGAAAAUGUCGGAAUUUGCUCAUAUUUCAUUUGUAAUGAUUAUCAUGUAGUGCAGUCUUUUUCGAGUCUCAGAAAGAAUAUAUUGCUACACA
Panicum virgatum (switchgrass) is the source of this 3284-nucleotide messenger RNA. Its product is annotated as elongation factor G, mitochondrial-like. Gene Ontology annotation, biological process: mitochondrial translational elongation. The transcript is spliced from 22 exons. Lineage: Eukaryota; Viridiplantae; Streptophyta; Magnoliopsida; Poales; Poaceae. Bases 774 to 3050 code for a protein of 758 amino acids. Gene Ontology annotation, molecular function: translation elongation factor activity; GTPase activity; GTP binding. Gene Ontology annotation, cellular component: mitochondrion. The record is from RefSeq and is a predicted model, not a curated record.